UAAAAACAACAUGGCUGUUAAUAUUAAAACGUCAUAGCAAGCUGUCAAAAGUGUUGAUUGUUUUUAAUUAUAUUUCUGCUGUUAUAUUAAUUACUGAAAAAGAAGUAUUAAUUAUAUAUUGGUAAAAGUAAAUAUUUAUUAAUUUAUUAUGGGUUGUGAUGGUGGUACUAUACCGCGUAGAGAUGAAUUAGUUCGAGUGAAAAAGAAGCCAGAACAGAAAGAUAAGGAGGCGGAAUUAGCAUUUAGAUGGAAACAUUGUUCAAUUAGGCAAUCACCAUUGCAAACACCAAUUGUUUCAUGUGGAUUAGGACGUCUUUAUUCAAAAGAAUCAGUUUUGGAAGGACUUCUCGAUCGUUCUCUACUUCCCGAGACAGCAUCUCAUAUAAAAAAUUUAAAAGAUGUUAAAACAUUAAAUCUUACAUCGAAUACAGCAUCGUCAAGUAAAAAGGUAGAUCAAGGCGAUGGUUGCGUUGAUGGUGUACACAAUCCUUAUAUUUGUCCAAUUAUUGGCUUGGAAAUGAGUGGAAAAUUUAAAUUUUGCUUUCUUUGGUCCUGCGGUUGUGUAAUGAGCGAAAGAGCUCUUAAAGAAAUUAAAACAAACAUUUGUCACAAGUGUCAACAACCAUUUACGGAAAAUGAUGUUGUCAUCAUGAAUGCCGAGGAUGAUGAUCUUAGAAAAAUGGAAGAAAAAUUAUUGCUUCGUAAAGCUGAACGGAAAGCGUCAAAGAAAAAAAUUAAAAAAGAACAGGAACAAGAAGAAGAAGAAGAAGUAAAAUCAGAUGAAUCUGAAGCACCAAAGAAGAAAAUUAAAAAAGAAGAACAACCAACUUGUUCGAAAAUUCCAAAUCAAGUGCAAGAUUCGGCAUAUAAUAAAACAAAAGAAGAUUAUAGUGUUGCAAAAGAUCCUAAAGCAUCCGAAGUGUUUAAAAGUAUUUUUACAUCACAUAAAUCGGCGUCUGAUCAAACACGAGCACAUUGGGUUACAUACAAUCCAUUUUACAAUUAAAUUUAAUUUUGAAUAAAUUAAUAAUAUUUUUCUUAAA
Leptopilina boulardi is the source of this 1043-nucleotide messenger RNA. RefSeq names its product replication termination factor 2. Lineage: Eukaryota; Metazoa; Arthropoda; Insecta; Hymenoptera; Figitidae. Gene Ontology annotation, cellular component: nucleus. The coding region runs from base 149 to 1006 and encodes 285 amino acids. Gene Ontology annotation, biological process: site-specific DNA replication termination at RTS1 barrier; mitotic DNA replication termination. The transcript has 3 exons. The record is from RefSeq and is a predicted model, not a curated record.